Choloepus didactylus (southern two-toed sloth) is the source of this 1611-nucleotide messenger RNA. Its product is annotated as vegetative cell wall protein gp1-like. The record is from RefSeq and is a predicted model, not a curated record. The coding region runs from base 1 to 1611 and encodes 536 amino acids. Lineage: Eukaryota; Metazoa; Chordata; Mammalia; Pilosa; Megalonychidae. The transcript is spliced from 6 exons.
AUGAGGGACAGGAUUUGUGCAAACAAAGGGGCAGGUGCAGGGGCUGGGCCAGGGGUGCAGGGUGGCCGUCAACCCCUGCUGCCCGCCAAGGCCAGGGAGGCCACGACUGGGCGUCCCCAGCGGGGGUCCCUGCACCCCACCCGAUUCCCCUGCCAGGUGGGCCGGCUGGGCCCCACGAGGUCUGGCUGGGUGGGCCCUGCCCGUGGCCCGUCUCCUGCCCCUGUGGAGCGACCCUUUCUUAAAAAUGCGGACUCCUCUGGAAAGACCAGGCGCCCCUCUCCGCGCCCAUCUCCUGUGCACCGACGUGAGCGGCCGCGAGGGCCUCCUGGGAAAUGUCAGGGGAGCCGCACCGCGCUGGGCAGCCAUGGGGUGCUGGGGCCCUGCAUAGGGCCGUCUCUUCCCCGAGGCCCCCCUACCUUCCUGACCCGAGCCCCCCAGCUGGAGGCAUUGGCGCCGCCCGGGGCACAGCUCCCUGCACGGUUCCUGGCGAAAGCAAGUCGGCAAGUCCCGAGGGGCGGGGAUUCCACAAGAACUGGUGGGCGGGGGGCCAUUAGAGGUGCCAACCUCAUCUUGCCAGUCCAGACGUGGGCCGCGGCUCUGACCCCUGCUGGGAAGGAUGUCGUGGGCAGGGAGGGGCAGCGAGGGGCUGUGGCUUCUCCAGCUCUGCCCCCCCGGCCCCCGCCCCACGUCGGAAUCUCCUGGUUCAGGCUGCCUCUGCCCCUGGACCCCACUCCCCACGCGACCCCACACCUCCCCUCUGCCUGGGUCCGUCCCAAUCCCGUCUCCCUGUCCCCCGGUUGCCCUGCUUGUGGCUGUGGGCCAGCUCACCACCCCGCACCCAGCCCCUGGCCCACCGCCCCGCACCCAGCCCGGUACCCAGCUACUGGCCGCUCAGCACCCAGCUCACCAAUCCGCACCUGGCCCAGCACCCAGCCCCCAGCCCACCGCCCCGCACCCGGCCCAGCACCCACUGCCAGCCCACCACUCAGCACCCAGCCCACCACCCCGCACCCAGCCCAGUACCCAGCCCUCAGCCCACCACUCAGCACCCAGCCCAUCACCCCACACCCAGCCCCCAGCCUACCACCCCACACCCAGCCCAGCACCCAGCCCCCACCUCACCACUCAGCACCCAGCCCCCAGCCCACCACCCCACACCCGGCCCAGCACCUGCUGCCAGCCCACCACUCAGCACCCAGCCCCCAGCCUACCACCCCACACCCGGCCCAGCACCCAGCCCCCAGCUCACCACUCAGCACCCAGCCCCCAGCCCACCACCCCACACCCGGCCCAGCACCUGCUGCCAGCCCACCACUCAGCACCCAGCCCACCACCCUGCACCCGGCCCAGCACCCAGCACCCAGCCCACCACUCAGCACCCAGCACCCGGCCCACCACACCACACCCGGCCCAGCACCUGCUGCCAGCCCACCACUCAGCACCCAGCCCACCACCCCGCACCCGGCCCAGCACCCAGCACCCAGCCCACCACUCAGCACCCAGCACCCGGCCCACCACACCACACCCGGCCCAGCACCCGCUGCCAGCCUGGCCAUGAAUGACGGCGGGUUAAAGGUGUGCCCACCCCCCACGCUGUUGAAGCUCCUUUGA